UCAGGCCUAGGAACCUCCCGCAUUUCGCUUGGACCCCGCGAUCCUCCCCUCAGCGCGGGAGACGGAAAGCCGAGCGCCAGCGCUACUGGUUGCAAGGCCACAAAACAUGGAACAUGGCGCAUGCAAUGUCAUCUACAUUGAUAGGCGGGCAAAUGACGAACAUGUGCGAAGAGACUCCCUCUCCAAUUCGCUUGCGACUCGGACAAGCACAGGCAGUUACUCGCCCGGCUACUUCAGCAUGGGCAAAUCGCCUCCUCCCGAAAUAAGUGCCAAUGUCGAAACCAUCAUGUCCACUUUCAACCAAGUACAUAUUUGCGGGUCCGGCGCCAGCUGUCUUACCAAGAUCUCAGACCUACAGAACACCUCCGCCGACAUUCCCACCCUUGUUCUGAUUGACGUUCCCUAUGAUGAAGAGCAACGGCAGAGGCGGCUGUCGAGAGAUCCACGUACUGCUUCUCCCACUUCAACCCGCACCGUAAACCUAGACGUGAACAACCUCGACGAUCUUUAUGGCAUGCACCUCCUUGUCCACAUAUCUUCCGAAAUUCAGUCCCGAAAUGUGUCGAAGCUCGUUAUUCCAGUGGUUGUCUUGAGUGGCUUAGAUCGCGACUGGGCUUCCACAAAUCUACCCUCACCAAGCGUGCAUGGAUCACAAGUUCUGACAGAUACUGUACGACUCGUGCGAUAUCUAGAUGCUGGAGCCGUUGACGUUUUGUCGAGUCCAUUGUCAAAAGACCACGUUCAAGGGUUGGCUGUGCACGCCUAUCGAGUGCACAAAGAGGUGUCGAAAGAAGAAUCCGGAUUUUUGAUCUCCAGAAAGAACCGAAAGCUAUCAUGGGUGGGUGUCGACGACGAAAAACCGUACGCAUAUUUGCGUGAGGCUAUGGUCUCGAAUUUGAUGAGUCGCAUCUGCAACCCUGAAGCUACCAGAGACUCGAUUGAUCCAAAGGACUUUUACAUGGACCCCGAACGGAAAGCGUAUGUAGCCGAAGCCAUCGGGUCAUGGACUUUCUCUGCGCAUGAGUUCACGGAUGACGAGUUACUGUACGGUGCACUCCUCAUGCUUCAGCAUGCUCUUCAAAUGCCCGAUCUAGAAAGUUGGAGAAUGUCUGAAGAUGACUUGCUCGUUUUCCUUAUGGCUAGUCGCAUCGCAUACAACGAGUUCGUCCUGUAUCACAAUUUCCGGCACGUCACGGAUGUCCUCCAAGCCUUAUUUUACUUUCUUGUUCGUAUCGGCACGCUACCAGAAUACGCCAUGGGAAGUCCUCAUCCCGGGAAGUUCGAGAAGCCAGCAAUCGCAAAUCUUCUCAAGCCAUUCGAUGCUUUGACCCUUCUUAUUUCGGCCAUAGGACACGAUGUAGGCCAUCCUGGCGUCAACAAUGCAUUUUUGGUGGCCCUCAAUGCACCCUUAGCUCAACUCUACAACGAUCGAUCUGUUCUGGAGUCCUUCCAUUGCGCGGCUUACUCGCAAAUAUUACGACGAUACUGGCCUGUUGCAUUCUCCGACACCACCAUGCGAAAGUUGAUGAUCAACAGUAUCCUGGCCACUGACAUGGGGCUCCAUUUCAAGUACAUGACCGAACUCGGACAUGUACAAGAGAAGCUGGCUCAUAACGCUGGAGGCAUGGAUGGGUGGAGCCCUAAAGUGCAGGAGGAGUACAAGGACCUGACCUGUGGACUGCUUAUCAAGUGUGCGGAUAUCAGCAAUGUUGCACGCAAAUUCGACGUUGCGGCUCGCUGGGCAAGUGUCCUCACGGAUGAGUUCAGCAACCAAGGCACAAUGGAGCAGGAACUCGACAUGCCAUCCUGCCUUUUUGGUGGACCACCCGUCCUGAAUAACCUUACCAAAAUGGCCGAGUCUCAGAUUGGCUUCAUGAACAUAUUCGCUCGGCCGCUAUUCGAAGCUGUUGCUGACAUCCUACCAGCAAUGCAAUUCAGUGUUGAUGAAAUUCUCACCAACAAAGCCAUAUGGGAGGUCAAGAUUGAGCAAGAGAAGGAGAGCUUGAAAAAAAUGCCCACUAUAAAUUUGGGACUUCUGGCGCCUGGAUAUGACACGGAUCCGACACCGAGCCCAUUUUCUGGAGGACCAGUGAAGUCCUAUCUACACUCGGAAUCGUUACCUGCACCAACGACCAAGCUGGCCUCAAAUGUUCCAGCACCAAGAACAGACGCCACACAGAGGAGUCCUCUGUCUGAUGGUUCCAAUAGAAGCUCGUCGAGCGGCUCACACACACAAUAUGCAACUCCUGCGUCUGGGCCAGAAAGAGGCUCUCGACGUUCUUCGGUGGCCGGACUUCCAAGCCCGCUCCAUCUCAACUCUGUGGAAAACCAAAGCCAUUCUAGGCGUGGAAGUGGCGAUGCGAGUGUUACCGCGAUACUCGUCACCCAAACGCCAACACCACCGGGAAUUGAGAGGCCAAAAGAUGCUCCAUCUGGGUCCCCUGCUCUCCCUGCGUCCCCCUCUAAGCGCAACAAUACCAAAGCGAAGAAAUUGCCUCAAAAGCCAACAAAGAAGUCGAGCAACGAUGGUGAGAAGGAUAGCGCGCGACCAGUGACAGCACCAUCGUCGUCGCGCCGCAGCCAGGGUAAGAAAAAGAACCUGAGCUCAUACCCGCCCUAUACCUCAUCGAGACCUCUAGCCAUAGGCCCUGACUUUGAUUCAGCAACGAAUGUCUUCCCAAUCAGCAAGUCGCCAUCCCAGCGACACUCGGAACUCGACUUGACUCACGGGCACAACGGGAAUCUAGAUGGCUCUCGGGUGCAUGACUGGGAUUCAAGCAAGCUCACCGACGACAGCUCGACGUCCCGGCCCGACGGCGAGCGCGACUUGAGUUGGUGGAGACAAAUGAGCACCCGGCGACGUACUCGGGACCUGAAGCUCUCCAACGAAGAACCCCUGAGCCCGAAUAAGGAGAUGUACCUCGCAACAUCCACAUCGAACACAAAUUCAGGCUACUCAGCAUCGUCGACAAGUCCCAUCCAAGAUCGAGACAAAGUUCCUAAAUGGAGUCGAAUAUUUAGACGGAAAACGAGGGUUCCAAGUGACAAAGGCAGGCAGUACGGUAGCGCUCCCGAUAGCUCCUUGACACUCACUACUCCACCGACCAGCAAUCCCAACGAUGCUUCCAGCGAUAUACACUGAAACUCUUAUGAGCAAUCUAGAUAUCUCCUCUUCCAGGUGCAUCGCCGUUAUUUCUGGGGCCAAACCGAAAGGCUUGGAUCAGUUAGAACGGACUUGCAAGUCAAGCAGUCGCGCUG
Mytilinidion resinicola is the source of this 3258-nucleotide messenger RNA. Its product is annotated as HD-domain/PDEase-like protein. The coding region runs from base 107 to 3142 and encodes 1011 amino acids. Gene Ontology annotation, biological process: signal transduction. Lineage: Eukaryota; Fungi; Ascomycota; Dothideomycetes; Mytilinidiales; Mytilinidiaceae. The transcript has 5 exons. Gene Ontology annotation, molecular function: 3',5'-cyclic-nucleotide phosphodiesterase activity. The record is from RefSeq and is a predicted model, not a curated record.